Molecule: messenger RNA, 1356 nt
Organism: Acaulospora morrowiae
Lineage: Eukaryota; Fungi; Glomeromycota; Glomeromycetes; Diversisporales; Acaulosporaceae
Source: the annotation of a GenBank genome assembly
AUGCAAGUGCCCAUCCUCGGUCGUUUAAACUAUCGCGAUUACCAGGCUUUGGUAAUUGGUCUCGUUUUGUUAUUUCUCGAACGUUUACUUCGAGUAGUCACGUAUUGCCUGCCUUCUUUCAUUCUCGAAUUUUUCAAAGGCCAGAGUCAAAAGAUAUUUAACAUGCGGUACAAGGAGGCACGGACACGCCCUACGAAGAUAAUUCAAUGUGCUAGGUCUUUCCAGGAGAUGGCUAAAUACUGGGGUUAUGAUGUGGAAGAUCAUAUUGUCAAGACGCAAGAUAAAUAUAUGUUGGGAAUUCAUCGUAUUCCCAAAGGAAGAUAUUCACCCAAGAAUGAUGAAGAUCGUGAAAAAAUCAAAUCCAUAUUCAAUAGAUGUGGGAUAUCUGGUUCUGCCAUUCGUGAUGAUAUAAAAGGAAUUAAGCCUGUGGUAUUGUUGUAUCAUGGACUUAUGAUGAGCAGUGAUGUGUGGAUGUGUAAUUUGGAAGAAGAAAGAAGGCUGGCUUGUUUACUGGCAGAUGCUGGCUAUGAUGUUUGGUUGGGAAACGCAAGAGGAAAUAGAUAUUCAAUGAAACACAUAAAGUACAAACCGAACUCAAGAAGGUUCUGGGAUUAUUCUAUGGAUGAAUUUGCUCUGUAUGACUUACCGGAUACAAUUGAUCAUAUUCUUGGCAUAACUGGGGCGCCAUCGUUGACAUACAUUGGAUUUUCUCAGGGAACAGCGCAAGCUUUUGCCGCACUUUCAAUCAAUCCCAAAUUAAAUGAUAAAGUGAAUCUCUUUGUUGCCUUGGCCCCAGCGACGAGUCCAAAAGGUCUACAAAAUCCCAUCGUUGAUGCAUUCAUAAAAGCCUCCCCUAAUAUUAUUUAUCUUUUCUUUGGUCGCAAGGCUUUUAUAACAAUGACAAUAUUCUGGCAAAGGGUCUUGUCUCCUCCGAUUUACACCAAAAUUCUUGACAAAUUCAUGAAUUUCCUUUUUGGUUGGAAUGGAGAAAAUAUGACCGAAGAUCAGAAGGCUGCAUCUUAUUGUCAUCUUUACGACUUUACGAGUGUGAAAAGCUUAGUGCACUGGUUUCAGAUAAUUCGAGCAAACAAUUUUCAAAUGUAUGAUGAGCUACCGCCAUAUUCAUCAUCCACUGCCCUCGGUCGUUGGUGCCACAAAUUUCCCACGGAACAAAUAAAGAGCCCUGUUGCCAUAUUUUAUGGUGGAAGUGAUAGUCUGGUAAAUAUUGAUGUGUUACAUAAGCAGCUGCCGAGGCCCGCAUUUGAAAAGAAUAUACCGCCGUACGAACACUUAGGUAUGAAUUCAAUGGGUUCGCAAGAUGAAUGGUCAUUGAUUUCUGACAUAUUUAUUAUUUAG